This is a messenger RNA of Eptesicus fuscus (big brown bat), 925 nucleotides long. Its product is annotated as gametogenetin-binding protein 1-like. Lineage: Eukaryota; Metazoa; Chordata; Mammalia; Chiroptera; Vespertilionidae. Bases 58 to 738 code for a protein of 226 amino acids. The transcript is spliced from 6 exons. The record is from RefSeq and is a predicted model, not a curated record.
CAGUUGGUCCUGGGGGGCUGCUACAGCCCCGCCCUCCGAGUCAGGGUCCCUCUCAGGAUGGAGAGCCCAGCUCCAACCCCUCGGUCCCGAAAUGCGGACCGCUCCUCCAUGUUCCGCUUCUUCCGUAGCCUGGUGGGGAGCAAGCGAGGCCUGAAGAGGUCCGAUGGGACCCUGCUGGGAGGUCAGGAGUGCCCCUCGCAAGAGCAGAUGAUGCACCGCCAGGGGAUCAGGGUCCACUUUGCCCAAGCCCUGGAGGUGGAGCAGAGGGCCACGGGGCCGCUGGGGGUCAGCCCUGAGGCCCUAGCCAUGGAGGAGCAGUGUCUGCUGGACGGAGAACUCAGGCGGGCUUCUUUGAAGGUGGGGGCAACUCCCUGGAACCACAUCCUCGCCUUGUACAAGCAGUUUCAGAAACUGGCCAUGGCCAAGUUGCCUCUCGAGGAGGAAAGUGAGGAAGAGGAAAUGGAGGAAGAGGACAGCUCAUUCAAGCUCUGUGUCCCAGUCACCUUCCAGUCGCCACUGCAUAAGACAUUUAGGCCAAUAGAUACAGUGGGCUUCGUGGAGUCAGAGUUAAAGAAGCUUCUGGUAGCACAGCAGGAGUCCCGCCGCCGGAAGAUGGGCAGCCAUGAGGGCUGGGAGCCACUGGUCCCGCCAGAGAUCACCCUGGAGGGCAUUAUGGGUGACCAGGGCCUGCUCCUCGAGGAGAUGGAUGACCUGGGGAACUGGCCUCCGAGCGAGUGAGGCGGUGCUGGCGUCUGCCCCACGGGCCGGCCCGGCCAGGGAGGCAGCCCUCUGCUUAGGAACAUCCCGGGGUUCCGGGCCAGGGUCCUGGAUAAAUGGUGCCCACCGUCCGCGGGUGGCUGCCAGCAGGCUGUCCCACGAUCGGACGUGGGCGGUGAGGUUUGAAUAAAGCCCAGUUUGACUCCGG